This is a messenger RNA of Caenorhabditis angaria, 1379 nucleotides long. NCBI's taxonomy places the organism in Eukaryota, Metazoa, Nematoda, Chromadorea, Rhabditida, Rhabditidae. The record is from the annotation of a GenBank genome assembly.
AUGAAACUAGCUAUUCUAGUUUCAAUUGUUUUUGGUAAGUUAUAAAGGUUUUUCAGGAAGCCGUGCUUAGAAUUGUCGAGGAUCAGCGCCAAGAGAACCUAAUUGUCUAGGACUCACAUCUAGAUAGCCAGUUUGGCAAGGAGCCGCGUCUUGAGAGCUACUAUUCCAAGUAGCCGCGCCUACAAAUCCUAGAUGUCAAGGAGUAGCGCCUUGAGAGCUAUUAUUCCAAGUAGCCGAGCUUAAAAAUCCUAGAUGUCAAGUAGCCGAGCCUAGAAUUCCUAGUUCUCAAGAAGCCGCGCCUAUCAAAUCUACUUGUCAAGGACCAGCGCCUAGAGAACCUACGUAGCCUCGCAGAAAAAAAUUCAAUUGUCUAAGACCCAACCCUAGAGAACCACUUUGACGUCAAAGUGGAAUGUCAUGACAAGGAGUCGCGCCUUGAGAGAUUCAAUGCCAAGUGGCUGAACCUUGAGAUUCUAGUUUUCAAGGAUCAGCGCCUAGAGAACCUGGGUAUCUUACUAAAUUACAACCUAACCUUCAGCUUUCGCUUCUGCUGACAGCUCAAUCUGUGUCACCCGAACCUUCCAAUACUGUCAACAAGUCUUCGGCGAAUCUCUAAACGUCUCCCAAGGAUCAGACCUCUGGAACAAUCCAGCCACAUUCAACUACAUAAUCCAAUCAUACUACAAAAAAGGUGUCGACGGUUUGUUGGCAGUCUGCCAAGCUCGCCAACAAUUCUACACAUGUUUGGGAGAUGCCUAUGACAUGUGUAUUUCAGUAAACAACUUUAUUUCAAACGGAAAAACUCCAAGUGAUGCCAAAAGUUUUGUAGGGAAUUUGAGAGUUUUGGAAUUCGAUUGUGACGGCGGAUUUAUUCGUAAGAGAAACUUCGGGGAAAUUUUGAAUUCAGAAGAAAAUUUCAGAAUCAUCGAAACAUUUCGAUUGUAUCAAUUUGGCGACUCAAACAAAAAUAACAGAUCUUUCAAAUUGCUGGACAUCCUAUCAAAAUGACUUGAAAAAUCUCGUAAGAACACGGGGAGAUUUUAGUAUAUAUUUGAGAUUUUUCAGGUUCCAUCGUGUAACGCAGCCACAACAAUGGUAAAUUGUUUGAGCUCAGUUUAUCAAAAUGUUUGCGGCUCUGAGGUAAGCUAAAACUUUUCUCAAAAAAAAAAUCCCCAUGAUUUUUUUCUUGUUAGACUUCAUGGUGGGAAUGUGAGCGCACUCGCCUCGGUCAACUCUUAGAUCAAACUUGUCCAGCAAUCAGCUGUCAACUUGGAGCGCCAUCCCAACUUAGCGGAACUCGUGCCUCCCGCGUGGCUCAAGUCUUCAAUCAUCAACCCGAUAUUUCUCGAGUCAUCAAAUCACUUGUCAACAAAAAUUAA